Python bivittatus (Burmese python) is the source of this 2334-nucleotide messenger RNA. NCBI's taxonomy places the organism in Eukaryota, Metazoa, Chordata, Lepidosauria, Squamata, Pythonidae. The record is from RefSeq and is a predicted model, not a curated record.
ACGUAGACUUCCAGCAAGCAACAUGACGGACGGCUUUGACUGCGCCAGCUGCAAGGAGUCUCUUUACGGGCGCAAGUACAUCCAGGGCGAUGAAGGUCCUUUCUGCAUCCCCUGCUAUGACUCCCACUUUGCCAAUACCUGUGAUGAGUGCAAGGAGCUCAUUGGACACGACUGCCGGGAGCUCUACUACGAGGACCGCCAUUACCACGAGGGCUGCUUCCGCUGCUUCCGCUGCGACCGCUCCCUGGCAGACGAGCCCUUCACCUGCCAGGGCCAGGAGCUGCUCUGCAACGGCUGCUACUGCCGGGAGUUCUCCUCCCAGUGCGUGGCCUGCCAGCAGGUGGUCAUGCCAGGCUCUCGGAAGCUGGAGUACAACGGGCAGACCUGGCACGAGCACUGCUUCAUCUGCAGCAGCUGCCAGCAGCCCAUCGGAGCUCGUUCCUUCAUCCCGGAGCAGAGCGACUAUUAUUGCGUCCCCUGCUACGAGAGCAAAUUUGCUCCCCGCUGCACCCACUGCAAGAAGUCGCUGACCAAGGGAGGAGUGACUUACCGGGAUGAGCCGUGGCACAAGGAGUGCUUCGUUUGCGCGGGUUGCAAGGCUCCCCUGGCCGGGCAGCAGUUCACUUCUCAAGAGGAUCAGCCCUACUGCGUCAAGUGCUUUGGCAGCCUUUACGCCAAAAAGUGUAGCGCCUGCGCAAAGCCCAUCACAGGCUUUGGGGGAGGCAAGUAUGUCUCCUUCGAGGAUCGCCACUGGCACCAUAACUGCUUCAGCUGCUCCCGCUGCGCUACCUCACUCGUGGGGAAGGGCUUCAUCCCUGACAACGAUGAGAUCCUGUGCCGGGAAUGUGCCGGCAACCUCUGAAAGGACACCCUGUGUUGUUGUCCUCCAGAUUGUGUGUGUGCCAAAGUUCUCUCCUGGGGCAGCAGCAGGGCAGGGAUGGCUCUUCCCUCCCUGGCACUGCUGACUGGCGCCAGCCUCCUCUUUCCUGCAGGCCCAAAAUCUGGGCCGGGGUGCGCGCUCUCAGCUUUCUCACCUGGUCUGCUUCUGACUGACAAGCUCAGGCCGGUUCCCUUUUUUACCAGCAGAGUGGCAGUGAAGCCCACCACUGCCAACCGUGAUCUGCCUCAAGGGCUGUUUUCUUGGGGCCUGGAAGAGAGCAGGCGAAUGUCUCUCAGUAGUGGCUGGAGCCUUCCACUCCCCACCAAAGUGCGUCUGCUCUUGCCUCUGAUCCACCCCAGUUGUCUGAAUGCCAGCAGUAGCCAGCCCAGCUGUCCCCCUCCACCACCAUGUUUCUUUCUAGCCAUCUCCCUUCCCCGUCUCUCUUCUGCAUGGGGUGGGGACAGAGAGGAGCCCCAGAGGCCUCAUCUCUCUCCCGAGGCACUGUCUCUUUCCAUUCCCACCCAGGGCAGCAGCCCUCUGGGGGGGAGUCCUUCCCCUCCUUUGGUCCCCAGGAAUCCCUGAGUGGCUGAAAAAGAAGCCUUGGCACAGGCCCCCCGCAGAAGCUCCAUCUCUUUCUCUCUCAGCCCCCGGGCUCGUGCUUGAACCCCCUGCCGCCCCCUGCCCCAGGUUGAGGAACGUGAGGCCUGGGCUCUCUGCCUGCUGCUUUCUGUCCUUGGGCUCUCCCACCCUUCCAACCUGACCCUCCCCGCCAGGAAGGAGGGGGCUCUGUUGCCUCUGCAGACUUUCUCCGCGGCCUGAAUUUUCUUCCUGCCUCUCUUUGGUGGAAUGCUGUGCAUGUUCCUUUAAAUGAAUCAUGUAGCCAUUUCCUCAGAUGCUUUGCUGUCGGGGAGUCAGAGACCACAGCUGGGUGCCUGCCUGUUGGUGUGGAUGCUCACAUCUGGUCAGUGGAUCUCUCCCCCUCCUUUUCUGACUUUCUCUAAUAAAUCAUGUUAAUGGAUAAUUGAGGAUAAUUCACUUCAAGAAGCAGGGGGGUGAGAUGGGUUUUGCAUUCAGUCUCCUCACUGAGCUGCUUCCCCAUCCUGAAGGAUUCAGCACUUCCUCCUCCAACCCACCUCUGAUGCUUGGUCUUCAGAGCCUGCUGGGAGUACUUAGGACUUGGCCCCACCCAGGAUUUGGUGCAUGGAAGGAGAAUGGAGUGCCCCGUGAUAAAAUCGAGGGGUUGCUCCCACAAAGGGCAGGUGCUGCUUCACAUCCAUGUCAGCCUGAUGCUGUAGUCCUACCACAGCCUACUGACCCCCAAAGCGGGAGGGACGGGGACUCUUGAGACUCCUGUAACAGGAGUCAAGAUUCUCCAGCAAGCAUUGCCCGGAACAACUGGAUGUGAGCCAAAGUAGCUGUGGUGAAUUAAAGACAUCUCUCCGCGCUGUCGUUUC